AUGGUCAGGAAUUCAAGCCGAAUCAUGUCCAAAACCGUCGCGGACGAAACUGAUGAGGACACCUCCAGUGUUGAUGGCAAGCACGAUCAUGUCAAGAACAAUAUUCCCGGAGAUUUAAAUGGCCAUACAAGAAGAUCUAUCAACGCUGACAUUAGGGCUCACUACAAAAAACAUCUUGCCGAAAUCAAUAAUAUUGAUGAACAAAGCCCGGAGGCCGAACAGACGAUGACUGAGACCCGUGUUCGCCCUGUCUCUUCGAAGAUUCUUCUCCCUACACCAACAGCGGCCAAGGGGGAAGAUUCUGAUUCUGGUGGUCUCCCACAAGCAGAGCAGAAAGAAAUGAACAAGGAGGAAGAUCAUGAGGAGGAGGAGGAGGAGGAGGAGGAGGAAGAAGAAGAGGAGGAAGAGGCCGUAUCUACAGUAUCACAUGAACCUUCACCCGCAGACAGCAUCAAAGACCAGACCAUAGAAGAGACAUCAACGCCCAGUUAUAGCUCUGAGAAGGGCUCCAUCUCCAGUGGUGAUGUCUCCUACCCCUCUCUUCCCAAUUACGACUCCGCCCAGGACAGCUCGGACUUCGAGUCUGGCUCUGGCUCAGACUCGGAGCGAGUAUCAAUCCUCUCCGAAGCCACAUUCUACACCGACGAGGGCACUCCUAGUGAAACGGACCUCGACGAGCUCCCCGAAGAAGAGGAAGAAGAACAAGAAUACGAAGCCAAGUCAUACUUCAGGGCCGAUAGUAACGACGAGGAACCUUUCGUUCUCGACUGCAACAGCCCCAAAGUAACCGGGAAAUGCGAAGCCAUCGUACCCUGGGGCGGUGCUAAGAGUAGGAUAAUUGUGUCCAUCGGUCCUGCAAGACACCGCAAAUGGCGCGUCCAGCCAUCCAAGAAGUGUGGCUACUCCAUUCCCAGGGAUCUCCCCGAGAUCAAGCCCAGAGGACGCAAAUCUGGUUUUAAGGCGACAGAAGUGUACGGAGUGGCGUUUAAUGAUGAUGGUAAGGAAAAAAAGGGACCAGAGGUGAUAAGGGGUGAUAACAAUCUGAGGAUUUAUGUGAAGAUUGGGUGGAAUGAUGGCACAAAGACUUGGGAGAGAACCGCAGACGCUAAAUGGUUGGUCGAGAAAUAUAUUACAGCGGACAUGAGCGCUGGGGAGUAUCUGUAUAAGGCGGCAGUAGCGUUUGAGAAAAAGGCGGAUAAGUUCCUGGACGCUAAUGAGGACUGGGGGUAUGAUGAUGAGUAG
Molecule: messenger RNA, 1242 nt
Organism: Morchella sextelata
Lineage: Eukaryota; Fungi; Ascomycota; Pezizomycetes; Pezizales; Morchellaceae
Exons: 2
Coding region: 1-1242 (413 amino acids)
Source: RefSeq, a predicted model, not a curated record